AUGGGUGUAGCAGAUUUGAUCAAGAAAUUUGAAUCCUUUACAAAGGAAGCUGAUCAAAAUGAAAUCAAAAAGAAUGGUUCAUUAGAUGAAAAUGAAUUAGUGUCCUACUACAAGUUCAGCGAACCACCUACGGCGCUAAGCGGUAUAGAAACUGCGAAAACUGUUGAGAUUGUAUCAGUUGCCUCGAAUGAAGACUCGCCUUUAGUGAUAGAGACACAGGAGGACUCGAACGAUGGAGAUAGCUCCCUUGUGGCAGAGACAACGACGGAAGGCUCAGAGCCUCCUGCAAGUGAAGGCCAAGGUACUGAGUUAUCGCAUUAUGAAGUAACGGGAGACAGUUGCGAUCAAGUGGCUGCUCCAGCACUAGAUGUGCCGCAGAUUAUUGUGCACCCUGUUCAGGACUUCGAUCAGUCUUCAGAGCAGACGCCCGAGCAGACGCCCGAGCAGACACCCGAGCAGACACCCGAGCAGGUGGAAGAGAAGAAACCAGAAGGGAAGAAGAAACCCACUGGAAAAAAGAAGAACAAGAAGAAACAGAAGAAGAAGUCCUCGGCUACUAAGGAAACCGGAUCGGUUUCCGAAAGUGAAAAAUCGCUUAGGCGGGUUUGAGACAACAGAAGAUCAAACGGCCUCCAAUGAUGAUGAUGAGACUGUAUCAGAUGAUGAUAAUAGUUACAGCGAAACACAAAGCGAUGGUGGGAGCCUCGACAACGAAAAAGCAAGGAAACUAGCUGGUAAUAAUAAUAUCGCCAUUGAAAACUCAACUUCAAGCUGUGAAUCAGACUCUUCUGACUUUGUGGGCUCGCAACCUUCCCAGGAAGCGCACUCCAGAAUAGGUCGGGAUGAACCUUUCCAGUUUGGGCAGCGUAAGCUGCGAGAAGAGUCUGAUGUUUGGGAUCAUAAUGCAUGGGACAAUGUGGAAUGGGAUGACGAGCAAUUACAGGAGGCAAAACUGAAGAUAGAAGAGCAGCAUAAGUAUCCUGUAGAAGAGUUUGACCGAAACCUCUACAAUGGAAAUCCUGCACGUUACUGGGAUAUAUUUUACAAGAACAAUAAAGCCAAUUUCUUCAAAGACAGAAAAUGGCUACAAAUCGAGUUUCCUUUAUUAUAUUCAGCAACAGACAAAGACGCUGGUCCUAUAACUAUCUUUGAGAUAGGUUGCGGUGCUGGCAAUACAAUGUUUCCAAUAUUAUCCGUUAAUCAGAAUGAACAGUUGAGGGUAAUAGGUGCUGAUUUUGCCCCUAAUGCCGUAGAACUAGUUAAAAACUCUCCCAACUUUAACCAAAAAAAUGCACAUGCUGCAGUCUGGGAUUUAGCCAACCCAGACGGCUUAUUACCGGAAGGUGUUGAACCGCAUUCUGUCGACAUUGCAGUUAUGAUCUUUGUCUUCAGUGCUCUCGCACCUGCCCAAUGGUCACAGGCUAUGGAUAAUUUGCAUAAAGUACUUAAACCCGGUGGAAAGAUUUUAUUUAGGGAUUACGGCAGAUAUGAUUUGGCACAGAUUAGGUUCAAAAAGAAUAGAUUAUUAGAUGACAACUUUUAUAUCAGAGGCGACGGUACUAGGGUGUAUUUUUUCACGGAAGAGGAGCUAAGAGCUAUCUUCACAGAGAAAUAUUUCAAAGAAGAGCGAAUCGCUACUGACAGGAGGCUGUUAGUAAACAGGAAAAGAAAACUGAAAAUGUGUCGUGUCUGGCUCCAAGCGAUGUUUUCUGUCCCAGAAUGA
Eremothecium sinecaudum is the source of this 1723-nucleotide messenger RNA. RefSeq names its product tRNA(Thr) (cytosine(32)-N(3))-methyltransferase (gene ABP140). The record is from RefSeq and is a predicted model, not a curated record. NCBI's taxonomy places the organism in Eukaryota, Fungi, Ascomycota, Saccharomycetes, Saccharomycetales, Saccharomycetaceae. The transcript has a single exon. Gene Ontology annotation, molecular function: tRNA (cytidine-N3)-methyltransferase activity.